AUCUGGCAAGUUUGGAAGGGUGAGUGCCAGAGAGAAGUUCUGGGAUUAUCAAGUGUGCAGGACACACUUACAAACUCACACACAAAUGGGAAGACUUAAAGAGGAAGAGCACAAACGCUGCAAGAUUCUGUAAGAUGACUGGCAUGCUGGUUUGGGCAUGCAUUGCUUGAAGGGGACUCUGAAAUCAGGGAAUAGAAAAAAGAGGCAAAGACAGAGCCAAAAAAAUACAUUCAGCCUCCAGUCAUGGAGACAGUUACUGAACUGUGUGUGUCCAGUUUCCAGGCUUUCUUGUGUCCGACGGUACCGAGCAGUCCACCAGUGCCUGAUGACCUCACACCCGAGGAACAAAAAGAGCUGGAGAACAUCCGACGACGAAAGCAAGAACUGCUGGAUGAUAUUCAGCGUCUGAAGGAUGAGAUAGCAGAUGUGACCAGUGAGAUUGAGAAUCUGGGUUCCACAGAGGAAAGGAAAAACAUGCAGAGGAACAAACAAGUGGCCAUGGGCCGCAAGAAAUUCAACAUGGACCCCAAAAAGGGGAUCAAGUUCCUCAUUGAAAAUGACCUUCUGAAGAACACCAGGGAAGACAUUGCACGGUUCCUCUACAAGGGUGAAGGUCUUAACAAGACAGCCAUAGGAGAUUACCUUGGAGAGAGGGAUGACUUCAACAUCCAGGUCCUUCAUGCGUUUGUGGAGCUGCAUGAGUUCACAGAUCUGAACCUGGUCCAGGCGCUCAGACAGUUUCUCUGGAGCUUCAGACUUCCUGGGGAGGCGCAGAAGAUCGACAGAAUGAUGGAGGCAUUUGCUCAGCGCUACUGCCAGUGCAACCCUGGAGUAUUUCAGUCCACAGACACCUGCUACAUCCUGUCCUUUGCCAUCAUCAUGUUGAACACCAGCCUUCACAACCCAAACGUUAAAGACAAGCCUGCAGUGGAGCGAUUCAUCUCAAUGAAUAGAGGUAUCAAUGAUGGAGGAGACCUGCCAGAAGAACUGCUCAGGAACUUGUACGAGAGCAUCAAGAAUGAGCCUUUCAAAAUCCCUGAGGAUGACGGCAAUGACUUGACGCACACUUUCUUCAAUCCAGACAGAGAGGGCUGGCUGCUUAAACUGGGAGGACGUGUCAAAACCUGGAAAAGACGGUGGUUCAUUCUCACUGAUAACUGCCUUUACUACUUCGAGUACACUACUGACAAAGAACCACGAGGCAUCAUCCCACUAGAGAACCUCAGCAUUCGUGAAGUGGAGGACAAGAAACCGAACUGCUUUGAACUCUUCAUCCCUGAAAAUAAAGAUCAGGUGAUCAAGGCCUGUAAGACAGAGGCGGACGGACGUGUCGUUGAAGGCAACCACACCUUCUACCGCAUCUCUGCCCCCACCACGGAGGAGAAAGACGAAUGGAUGAACAGUAUUAAGGCGGCCAUCAGUCGAGAUCCCUUCUACGAGAUGCUGGCUGCUAGAAAGAAGAAAGUGUCAUCUAUGAAGAGACACUAGAGCUGCUUAGGACGCUGGCGUUACAGAUUCAGGGCUCCCCUUUCUGGAGAAGACUGAGCUGUGCAGAGUCAAACACAAGCUCACUGCUCAAAGAAAACGGAGCAAAAUCAUUUACAGGAUCCAUGAGGUCAAACCUCACAAAGCUAGACUCUGCUCCGGUCUUUUUAAUGUCUUCUUGCUCAAGAGUGUGUGUGUGUGUUGGAAGGAAGUCAGUGGGCUUUUACCUUGCUACUUCUUCCUUGAAACCCCCAAAGAAUACAUUUUUCCUGAUGCUUUACCAAAAUACGCUCUUUCACUUCACUUCUCCUCUCUUGCUCUUGUCUUUUGCACACUUUCAUUUCCUGAAAUCAGCAGGUCUGACAGAAUGUGGAAAACAGUGGGGCAAAGUUCCUACUUGCAUCGGUAAAGGAAGAUUACCUUUGUGCUUUGAUAUGUACAGGCAAUAAGUGUAUUUUUACAGCUCAUAAAGUGGCUUAGUCUUCAAAAGUUUCUGUAUUUAAAAGUUUCUGAUAUUUUUUUUAAGGGACUACUACAACUUGCAACAGAAAAUCAGGAUUUUAGACUUUUGUUGGGAGGGUGGAAGAUCCCCCUCAGUGUUGGAUGAUUUGCUUUUGAAAGUAAACAGAUUCGUGGGCAUUUACAUUUAUUUUGUAGUCAGUGUGCUUUUAAAUGCGACAUGAGUAUAACGUGUCGUAAACGUUUGUUAAAACUGCAGUGGUUUGAAUGUUGGCAGCUUGUCAUUAUGCAGCUGUUAUGUACAUAUAAAGCCAGCUAAAUAUUAUGGGUUGGCGUCAUUGCCAGGAUAUCAUGCAUUACCUCUCCAGCGCUCAACAAUAAGGUUUUGAUAAUAAAUAAGUGUGAGGGAGUUUAGGUGUUGUGGGAGGAAAACAUUGUGAAAGUUUUAGGAGCAUAGAAGUGUGGUUACAUUUGCACAGUGAAAUUCUACAGGCAAAAUAAAAGCAUCUCUAUAGAGUCACUUAUUGGACAGGGAGAUACCUUCUGAAAUAGUUUUGUGUUCCCUCACAAUGCCUUUAUCCAUCCCAUAUGGAAAUUAAACAUGCUUUAACUAUAGGAACCAUAGUUCAGAUAUUCAUAGUCAAACCAUACUAAUAAUACAGGAAAACCAAAACUAUGGUAAUAAAAACAAUGACAAUGUCUCACGAGAGGUCAAUCAACACAAAUCAAAAGUUUUUAUAAAAAAAGAAAUGUGCAUAACUACAAUUACAGUUGGCAUACUGACUGAUGGUGACAUCACAGGUGGAUUGAUUGUGAGCUGUCAAUGGCAGUGAAAUCAGAUGUUGUGUGGUCGCUCGCUCCAGUGCCUGCUCACAUGUUUUAACAUUCACUCCUCAAUUCUCACCUUCUUUCUCCAGUUUCCAUCUGUCCAGCGGUUAUUCUUCAAACAAAAUAAUCAAUCUUAAUCAGUAUUGGUUUAAUUUAUCAAAGAUGUACAUACUUUAGUGUAUAGAGAAUAUUGGAUUCCAUUUUAUAAAUAUGUUUGUGUAGCAGUAUUGUACUAGCUGAGUGCCAUCUUCUUUAUCUUUUCAUUUUCUUUUUGAAGAAACUACACUGAAAUAAAGAUAUUAUAGCA
Xyrauchen texanus (razorback sucker) is the source of this 3079-nucleotide messenger RNA. RefSeq names its product cytohesin-1-like. Gene Ontology annotation, molecular function: guanyl-nucleotide exchange factor activity. Gene Ontology annotation, biological process: regulation of ARF protein signal transduction. Lineage: Eukaryota; Metazoa; Chordata; Actinopteri; Cypriniformes; Catostomidae. Bases 244 to 1488 code for a protein of 414 amino acids. The transcript has 13 exons. The record is from RefSeq and is a predicted model, not a curated record.